CCCCGCCACGUCCCCUCAGCCCCGCCCGGGCCCGCAGGGGGCGCCCGCGCCCGGCCCGGCCCGGCCCUGCCCGGCCAAGAUGGCGGCGGCGGUGCCGCUGCGCGUCUGCCACCAGGAGAUCGUCAAGUUCGACCUGGAGAUCAAGGCGGCCGUGCAGGACAUCCGGGACUGCCCGGGGCCGCUCAGCGCCCUCACGGAGCUCAAUGCCGCCGUGAAGGAGAAGUUCCGACACCUCCGCGGCCGCAUCCAGGAGCUGGAGCAGAUGGCGAAGGAGCAGGACAAGGAGUCGGAGAAACAAGCCUUGCUGCGGGAGGUGGAGAACCACAAGAAGCAAAUGCUCAGCAACCAGGCAGCCUGGAGAAAGGCAAAUCUGGCCUGCAAAAUCGCUAUUGACAACUCUGAAAAAGAUCAGCUGCUUCAGGGAAGAGACAUCUUAAGACAAAGGAAGACCACAAAGGAAAGUCUGGCAGAGAGUGCAAGCAACAUCACGGAGAGUCUGAUGGGCAUCAGCAGGAUGAUGUCCCAGCAGGUGCAGCAGAGCGAGGAGACCGUGCAGACCUUAGCCAAUUCUUCCCGAACCAUCCUGGAGGCAAAUGAGGAAUUCAAGUCCAUGUCUGGGACCAUCCAGCUGGGGAGGAAGCUGAUCACCAAGUACAACCGCCGCGAGCUGACCGACAAGCUGCUCAUCUUCCUGGCCCUCGCCCUCUUCCUGGCCACUGUGCUCUACAUCCUCAAAAAGAGACUCUUCCCCUUUUUGUAAAAUCCCAGCAAUCACUGAACUAUUAAAGAAAAAAAUAAUCAGAGAUGGUUGAUAAGGGUGGGGCUUUUAAAUGGAGUAAUAAAGGGAUAUUGCAGUAGCAGGAGUUGGUGCUGUCCCCACGGAGGUUGUGAGCUGCCUCAGAAGAAAUGGAAAGAAGAAAUGCCAGCUUGCCUGUGGGUUUGGGGAAUCCAGCACUCGAGGGACUGGGCACUCAAAGGUUCCACUCUGCACAUUCAACCUCUCACUGAUUUUUGCCUUGAAAUGAAGAUUUGUCCUUGGCUCGGGCUGGAAGCUGCUCUGACUCUGUGUGUAAGGUGCUGAGAGUAAGAGGAAAGAUGGAAGAGAAAAACUCACACAUUCCAUUAAUAAAAUAUUUAUUGUAUUCAUGUCAA
Prinia subflava (tawny-flanked prinia) is the source of this 1152-nucleotide messenger RNA. It is a transcript of the gene BNIP1, whose product is annotated as BCL2 interacting protein 1. The transcript is spliced from 6 exons. Gene Ontology annotation, biological process: retrograde vesicle-mediated transport, Golgi to endoplasmic reticulum. Gene Ontology annotation, molecular function: SNAP receptor activity. The record is from RefSeq and is a predicted model, not a curated record. Gene Ontology annotation, cellular component: SNARE complex; endoplasmic reticulum. NCBI's taxonomy places the organism in Eukaryota, Metazoa, Chordata, Aves, Passeriformes, Cisticolidae. Bases 80 to 760 code for a protein of 226 amino acids.